GUAUCAUACGAGCAGCUUCGCAUCCACAUCAAGUUGGUAGAAUUAUAAGUGAUCUGAUGACAUCAUCUCUUGUCUUAGCUUUAAUCCACGGAUAAUGCAGUCAGAAAUACACACCGAGACACUCAAAGCACAAUCUGUGACUAAACAUCAGGACUUACAUGUCUGCUUAGACAAAGGCACGGAGGAUAAACAAGUUUCUCGUAUCGUUCGGACGAAUUCUAGCAUCUAUUGUUUAUUAAAAUUUAUUACUCUCGUUGAUAUCAUAUUUGUCUACGGAGUGGACGGUAUGUAAUUGGCAUAACUUGAGAAACUAACUAGACAUUAAUAUAGCAAAUUGAAAGGAGUUGGGUUCAUUAAAAUUCGACUGGAGAUUGACAAUGCUUAUGCCGUUAGUAAAACUCGAAUUCCAGGAGUCUAGUUCGCAUUAUAUAAAGACCACUAGAGAUUUUUUAUUCUCUGCAUUCUCAGAGCUGCGUGUUUCUCGCAAGCCACCGCUUCAGGACAAAAUGAUACUACAAUAUCAACGAUAGUCGACCUCGAUUAUGCUACGUACCAAGGUGAACAACUUACCAAUGGUAUCAAUCAAUAUCUGGGUAUGCGAUAUGCAGCACCACCCUUAGGAAAUUACAGAUGGAGAGCACCUGCCGAUCCUUCAACUGAAACAGCCAUUCAGCCCGCUACUACAGCACCACCAGCAUGUGUCGGAUCAAACCAAAACAUUUCUAGUACUCUUUCCGAAGAUUGCCUUUACGUCAAUGUUUUUACUCCGUCAAAUGCCACUACCGACUCAAAGCUUCCGGUUUGGUUCUACAUUCAAGGAGGAGGAUUCUCCCAGAAUGGUCUCCCCAAUAUCAAUGGUACGGAUGUACUAUUGAAAUCGGAGCUUAGCAUUAUCCUUGUGCAAAUCAAUUAUCGAGUAGGUUUGUGGGGAUUCUUGGCAAGUGAGAAAAUCAAGUUGAAUGGGAACUUGAAUGCCGGUUUGCUAGACCAGCGAAAAGCCUUGCUCUGGGUACAAAAGUAUAUUAUUCAGUUUGGUGGUGAUCCCGACCACGUUGUUAUUCAUGGAGACUCUGCCGGAUCUGCCUCAGUUGCAUUGCAGCUUGCAGCGCAUGGAGGUCGUGACGAUGGCUUAUUCAUCGGAGCAAUUUCACAAUCCCCAUAUUUUAUUGGCAUGAAAGCUAUCAAUGAUACAGAAUCCCAAUUUACCAAUGUCUCAACGGCGCUCAAUUGCUCUUCUUCUGCAGACCAACUUUCGUGCAUUAGAAGCAAAGAUACAGCAGCCAUUCAAGCCCUCAAUUUAUCUCCUACGGUCAUCAUUUCUUCUGGUGCCGCAUUAGUACCAAACUGGGCACCAUGUAUAGAUGGGGAAUUUAUCAGAAAUUACCCAAAUAUCCUUUAUCAAGAAGGAAGUUUUGUUAAAGUUCCGAUAAUCACAAGCGAUGACACGAAUGAGGGAACUGGAUUCGUUACCAAUGCCUCAACAAAAGCUCAAGUCUCAGAAUUCAUGUCCCUGCAAUUUUCCUACUUGUCUGACACUCAGUUACAAGCAAUAGAAUCCCUCUAUCCAUUGAUGGCCCCUCUUCCACUGCAUGCGGCAUACUUCCCCUCGCUCGCUCAAGCCUAUGGAGAGGCCGUCUUCAUCUGUCCCGGCCUGGAAAUAGCAAGCUCCCAAUCCUCGUUCAAUGACUACUCCCAGGUAUGGAACUAUCGAUACAACGUCGAAGAUCAGAUAUACGUUGCUGGAGGCUAUGGCGUUCCUCACGUUUCUGAGAACACGGCCGUAUUCGGAGUUGGACCUACUGGCUCAGGUAUUGGAGUCAAUGGUUCUUAUUCUACAUAUAAUGCACCCAUUGUUCCAAUAAUUCAAACAUAUUUUAUUAACUUCAUCAAAUAUUUGGAUCCAAAUGGAGUGGAACAGAACUCGACGCUUACCAACUGGGAUAAUUUUGAAAGUGGACAUGAACAAGGACAGAAGAGGUUACUCUUUAAAUUGAACAAUAUCACCAUGGAAAGUAUACCGGAAGAGCAACUUGAAAGAUGCUCCUUUUGGGCUGGAGCAACCUUGCAGACUCAGAUUUAAUAUCUCUUGUAUAUAUUUCAGGCCCAGAUAUUAUUGUAAUGACUUUAUAAUUAUUAUUGGUGAUGACCGAUUUAAAUUUGGUUGGGGGGAGGGGGAGGAAGGGGACUUGAGCA
This is a messenger RNA of Botrytis cinerea B05.10, 2193 nucleotides long. RefSeq lists its product as hypothetical. The coding region runs from base 596 to 2080 and encodes 494 amino acids. The transcript has 4 exons. Lineage: Eukaryota; Fungi; Ascomycota; Leotiomycetes; Helotiales; Sclerotiniaceae. The record is from RefSeq and is a predicted model, not a curated record.